Molecule: messenger RNA, 1629 nt
Organism: Letharia lupina
Lineage: Eukaryota; Fungi; Ascomycota; Lecanoromycetes; Lecanorales; Parmeliaceae
Exons: 3
Coding region: 1-1629 (542 amino acids)
Molecular function (GO): oxidoreductase activity
Source: RefSeq, a predicted model, not a curated record
AUGGCCUUCAAUAGUAUAUUCAUUGUCAUUGCGAUAUGUCUAGCAUCUCUUGCAAAUGCCGUGGCAAUCACCGGCCCUCCCGGCGGCGUCAACAAUUCCACCGGGCAGAGACCAUUUCGACAAGAGUUUUCUACCUUUAAGGAAUCAGGCCCAGCAUUUGACCUCUAUAUUCUCUCUCUACAAAAGUUUCAGCAGCAAAACCAAUCUGCUCUCCUGUCUUACUAUCAACAAAUCCUUUGGAAAUACGCGCAGCAGAUCGCCACAACGUACCCAACAGCCCAGCGAAGCACGUAUCAAGCCGCCGCCACCACCCUCAGGGUCCCAUACUGGGACUGGGUUCUCAACGCUACGAUGCCCGAUCCAGUCAAUAGUCCUAUGAUCAGUGUGAACUCUCCGCAUGGUGUCACGAACAUUGUCAAUCCAUUGUACAAUUACACCUUUCAUCCUCAGCCUUCUGCUGUAGAUUUUCCGCCCAGUGACGGCAUGAUCGCGGAGUAUCACAGCACCGUGCGCUAUCCAAGUUCCAGUGGGCAGAGUCAACCAGGUCUAGCCAACCUGCAGCUCGAGGCCAAUGCUCAAGCCAUUCACGACGCGACUUAUCAAUUGAUCGCCGACCAGUCCAACUACCCACCGUUCUCGAACACCGGAUACACCGACGGCCGAGGCGGAUCCUACAACUCCCUCGAGAACAUGCACAACGCUAUCCACAGCCUGGUCGGAAACGGAGGACACAUGGGUUAUAUCCCAUACGCAGGCUUUGACCCCAUCUUCUGGCUGCACCAUGCAAACGUCGACAGGCUCUUUGCCAUCUGGCAAGCAAUGUACCCCGAUUCCUACACAACAGCCGAGGCCGACGCCGAAGGCACUUUCACCAACGCUCCUGGCGAGACCGAAGACGUCAACACGUCACUGACACCCUUCCACUCCGACAGCGCGGGCACACUCUACACAUCCGCCUCGGUGCGAUCGACUCGUCCGUUCGGGUACACCUACCCCGAAGUCGUCGACUGGGGCGUCAACGCCAGCCAGCUCUCCUCCAACACCAGAACAGCUUUCAACAAACUCUACAACCCAUCCGGCAGUCUUCCAACACGAUCCCUACUCGACAAGCGAGACGACCCCACAGCGCCCCACACGAACGCCACAGAGUAUGAAUACUCCAUCAACAUCCGCGUCCCAAAAGCAGCCCUCAACCGCCCCUUCUUCAUCCACUUCUUCCUCGGCCCCGUGCCCCCAACCCCCCUCACCUGGUCCUUCGCCCCCACCCUCAUCGCCUCCCAAUCCAUCCUCUACCACCCCCUCACCACCACCACCACCACCACCACCCUCUCCUACGGCCAAAUCCCCCUCACCCGCGCCCUCCGGCGCUCCCACCGCACGGCCCCGCUCGACCCGCGCGCCGUCGUCCCGCUGCUCGGGCGCGGGCUCCGGUGGGCCGUGCAGGAUUUCGAGGACCGGGUUGUGCCGACGGUGGAGGUGGGGGGGUUGAGGGUUUUUGUGGUCGGGAGGGCGGUGGUGGGGAGGAGGGGGGAGGGGGCGGAUGGGUUGACUGGGUAUGGGCCGUAUACGAUUUAUAGGGCCGCGACGAGGGGGAAGGUUGGGGGGUUGCCGGAUGGGGAGGGGAUGUGA